UAUGUCUUAAAAUCACGAUCUCCAUCCUCGAAAGUUUUUGAAUUUUUUCUUUUUAUAUUUUUUUUUGGGGUUUGAUUUUAUCCCUUGUGUGGGACCCAGAUCUUGUGUGGGACCCAGAUCUAAAGCAGAUUCUGCAGAUCUUUCCCAACAUGUGUUUGGCUUGAGAGAAAACUCCAGUUCCUUUUUCAACGACUAGAGGAAAGAAAAUUAAGCUCACGUAUUUGAAUUCGAAUCCUAGCCGUUUGGCUGACGAGAGAGAUACAGGAUUCUGGAGCUGGGAAAAUCUCGAAAUCGGAGGAAAAUUCCGCUCUGAAGCAUGGGGGAAUCUGCCUAUUUGGUUCAUUCGUUUUCUUACACGGCAGCAUCUAUUUCCCAUGAACCCCAUGAGGCCCCCGAUUUUCCCGGGAACCAAACAGAAAAUUCACAAGGCUUAUCAGAAAGAGAGAGCAGAUUAGUUGCAGACACUAGUGCAGAGAUGCUGGAUAACCCGCUCCAUGCGCUUAGCCAGUCAAUCUCCUUUGGCAGAUUCACGACAGAAUCUCUCGAAUGGGGUAAAUGGUCAAGUUUCUCACACAAGAAAUACGUUGAAGAGGCCGAGAAAUACUCACGUCCAGGUUCCGUCGCCCAGAAAAAAGCUUUCUUCGAGGCUCACUACAAGAGAAUAGCCGAUGCCAAAAAAGCUACGGCCUCGGCCACAAAUGAAUCGCCUGAUCAACAAUCAGAAUCCACCAAGCAGAAUACUACUGAAAUCGGAUCAGUCACAAGCACCGAGGGGUCAGGGUUGUUGAGUACCGAGAAAAAUGAACCACCCGGGAAAAAGAGCGUUCAGUCUGAUGCUGCGGUUUCGGAAAAAGAUUCUGCUGCUGAGAAUUUGUUCCAUACGCCCGUUGUUCCAGAUGAUAACAAUGCCUCAGAUGAUGUUAUGGUGCCUGAUGUGGAUAAUCAACGGAAGAGAAAUAGCUCGAUUGGAAACGAGGAUGGGUCUGUUGAAGAUAAAGUCGAAGGUAGAAUAUCAGUAACCAAGAACUCGCCUGGUUGGAGAGUGUCUGUUGAGGUUUCGCCCCUUCCAAGAACCUCAGAUGCAGCGAAAAAGAGUUCAUUUUCAGAGAAUCCAAGUGAAAGAAUGGAAGAUCAUAUUUAUCCGAAGAAAGAUGAAAGACCAGUUCGCCGGAGAUUCAGUUUCCUGAACUGUUUCAUGACAAAAUCUAAAACUCAAGAUCAGAACGCGACAAGGAGAAAGGGAAGAAAGCAGGGGAAGAAACCGAAGAAACGGUCCCUGUGUCUCUGCUUCAAGCCUCAAGCACUCGGAGAAACAGAAACACAAAGAAAGGUCAAGGGCAAAUCACGGGGAAAGAAGCUCUGAAAGGCUUCUGCUAGUAGAACAGAACCGCUUUGAAAAUGCCCAAGAACUCGUUUUCUGUCAAGUAAAGAACAAUCUGUCACUGUCUCGGGUUAGGGAUAAAACUUGUACGUAGGGGAAAGGCAGGCACCGAUUUGAUCUUCACCAGAGAGUCUGUGUGCUUUAGGAAACGUGCGUAGUGAAAGUUGUUGCUUUCGUUUAUACGAAUUUGUUUCUCUCUCUCUCUCUCUCUCUCUCCAUGUUCAGUGAAGAAGUCUUGGAGUUGCGUUUCUCUGUUUCAUGGGUUUCCUCUGUUUUGUCUCAUGUCUGAUGCCAUUGUGCUAAAAUGGAUUACAGUUUUGUGGCUGCA
Tarenaya hassleriana is the source of this 1709-nucleotide messenger RNA. RefSeq names its product protein WVD2-like 7. Lineage: Eukaryota; Viridiplantae; Streptophyta; Magnoliopsida; Brassicales; Cleomaceae. The record is from RefSeq and is a predicted model, not a curated record. The coding region runs from base 317 to 1363 and encodes 348 amino acids. The transcript has 7 exons.